Messenger RNA from Malania oleifera, 1237 nucleotides. RefSeq lists its product as uncharacterized. The transcript has 2 exons. The coding region runs from base 406 to 897 and encodes 163 amino acids. Lineage: Eukaryota; Viridiplantae; Streptophyta; Magnoliopsida; Santalales; Ximeniaceae. The record is from RefSeq and is a predicted model, not a curated record.
AUCCACACAUAUUCCGGCGACCUUCACGUUCAAUUCCACUCUGUGCUGGUAUGUUUUUAUUUUUUUUUUUCUUGAACUUUUUAAUUAGACUCCACGAAAAGAGAGAGAACAGAAAAGAAAAGACAGCUUUUGGAAGGCACUCGUCUCAUCCUCUGGCCAUCUCUCUCUUUCUCUCUCUCUGAAGCACAGGAGCAGAGCAAGCCACGCCUAUUCUCCCUCUCUCACACUCUCUGCAGGAUCGACCAGGGUAAACAAAUAGUAGUUGGAACUGCAGUUUCCUGGGGAAACGAAUAAGUGGGUUUCUGAAUUUGUUCUUUCUCCAAUUGGUUAGUGUUGGUGAUGAGAGAGAAAGAGAGAGAGAGGAGGGCGUUGGUGAGGUAAAUUAAGUAGGUGGAGUGGUGGGAAAUGGGAGAGGAGUUGUGGGUAAAUGCAGGAGGGGCGCCAACAGUGGCUCCACUUAUAAGCACAGAGAGGGAUGAUCAGGAGCAUUGGAGGCACUUCGAUAACUCCGUGAACGCUGUUUCUUUUGGGUUCGUGGCCACCGCGGUCCUCAUUUCCAUGUUCCUUGUUAUGGCCAUCUUCGAGCGGUUUCUCCGCCCCACUAGUACUUCAAUAACCCCCUCUGCCGCUCGCCGGAGCAGCCGCCCCCAUCUCCAAGGCUUCAACACCAAGCUCCAUUACCCAUCUCCAAAAACGGUGGUGUACGCAAGAGAAGUAUCUGUGUUGAUGCCUGGAGAAAAAAUUCCUACCUACAUUGCACACCCAGCUGCUCCUCCUGCACCCUGCCCUCGGGAAGGCAUCUCAUUGCCUCUCCACCAACCUCCUCCCGCUCCUCAUCAUCAUCAUCAUCAUCCAAGCCUCAAUCCCUCCUCCUCCUCCAGCUCUUUCUCAAGCUAAACUCUAACCUGACCUCAAAAGCUAAAGCAACUGACGGAUACACCAAGUUUCCUUUUUUUUUUUUUUUUUGAAACUUUCAUAACAAUAUCCCCAAUUUCAUGGGACGAUAAAGCUUGAGCAGUAUAUGUUUUGUAAGCCCAGAAUGUCCAGCACACAUCCCCUGUUGGUGAAACAGAGAUUGGGUUUUUCUUUGCAUUUCAAGACCGAUGAGGUGAACCCAAACUGGCCUUCAAAAAUGCAUGUUUCUUUUGUGCUCUUGCAAUUCUUGUUCAUUUACUACAAACCGAUUGGUAGUAAAGAUUUUAAAACUUGAAUUUAAUUUGUUUGAAUUUGAAUUGAA